This is a messenger RNA of Megalobrama amblycephala (Wuchang bream), 3690 nucleotides long. Its product is annotated as NACHT, LRR and PYD domains-containing protein 3-like. Lineage: Eukaryota; Metazoa; Chordata; Actinopteri; Cypriniformes; Xenocyprididae. The record is from RefSeq and is a predicted model, not a curated record. Bases 172 to 3030 code for a protein of 952 amino acids. Gene Ontology annotation, molecular function: protein binding. The transcript is spliced from 7 exons.
GAAAGUGAAAGAAGAGGAAAGUAUUUUAAGUGACGACAUUUGGAGGCUGUAAACCUAGGUAACACUGGGUGUUCAAACGGCUGCAUAUUUUUUGUAUCAGCAGAAGCAGAAAGAAGAAACAGAGAUCAGAGUCUCCAGAACCCAGUGGUGUAUCUGAAAAGUGACAGAUCUAUGGAGCAACAUCCUGAUUUCAGUGAUGGACCAGUAACCUCUGACUCUCACAAGGGAGAGACACAGGAGCUGAUCAGAUAUGUUCCAACCUCUACAUCCCACUAUCAGACUCGCAUCAAACAGGAUAAAACUGAAGCAGUCCUGCAGACACACACACUGGAGACUGGAGACCUGCAGAGAGUCAAAGACCAGCACAAAGACAGCAUGAAGAACAAGUAUGAGAGAUUAUUUGAAGAAAAACUUGAAGAGAAUCAAACCCUCCUGAAAAGUAUCUACACACAGAUUUACAUCAUAGAGGGAGAGAGAGAAGGAGUGAAUGAAGAACAUGAGGUUUUACAGAUGGAGAAAACAGCCAGAACACAACACUCACAAGACACUCCAGUCUACUACAAUGCCAUCUUUAAAGCCUCACCUGAACCAGGAUGUGAGGAGAAAGACCAAAUAAAGACUGUUCUUACUAAAGGCAUCGCUGGAAUCGGAAAAACCGUCUCUGUGCAGAAGUUUAUUUUGGACUGGGCCGAUGGAAAAGCCAAUCAGGAUGUAGAUUUCAUGUUUGUAUUUCCAUUGAGAGAUUUGAACUUGAUCUGGGAUCAUCAGUACAGUCUUCACAGACUUCUGCUGGACUUUCAUCCUGAACUUCAAGAUCUGGACUCAAAGAUUUAUGAGGAGUGUAAAGUUGUGUUCAUCUUUGAUGGUCUGGAUGAAAGCAGAAUGACUUUGAUAUUUUCAGAUGCUCAGAAAGUUUCUGAUGUGACUGAGACUUCAUCAGUGGGUGUGUUGAUGUCAAACCUCAUGAAAGGAGAGCUGCUUCCCUCUGCUCUCAUCUGGAUCACCUCCAGACCAGCAGCAGCCAAACAGAUCCCAUCCAAAUACAUUGACCGUCUGACAGAAAUUCAGGGAUUCAAUGAGCCUCAGAAGGAGGAAUAUUUCAGGAAGAGAAUCAGUGAUGAGCAUCAAGCCAGCAGAAUCAUCUCACACAUCAGAAGAGCAAGAAGCCUCCACAUCAUGUGCCACAUACCUGUCUUCUGCUGGAUCUCAUCCACUGUGCUUCAGAAGCUCUUGAAAGAAAAUCUGAGUGCAGAAAUACCUGAAACUUUGACUGAAAUGUAUAUCCACUUCCUGCUGAUACAGAUCAAUAUGAGGAGCCAGAAGAAUGAAGAAAGAGAUCCAGAGAAACUCCUGCAGUCCAAAAGAGAAGUGAUUGUGAAACUUGCUGAAGUGGCUUUCAAACAGCUGAUGAAGGGCAAUGUGAUGUUCUAUGAGGAGGACCUGAGAGAGAGCGGCAUAGACGUCACUGACGCCUCAGUGUAUUCUGGGAUUUGCACUGAGAUCUUUAAGGAGGAAUCUGUGAUUAAUCAGAGGAAAGUCUACAGUUUCAUUCAUCUGAGCGUUCAGGAGUUUCUUGCUGCCUUCUAUGUGUUUUACUUUCAUCUAAAUAUAAUUGUGCAAGGAUUGAAGAAUUUAGCUUCAAUACAAAAUUUGCUUAAAGGUGCAAUAGAUAAAGCCCUUAAAAGUGAGAAUGGACAGCUGGAUCUGUUCCUGCGGUUUCUGCUGGGCGUCUCACUGGAGUCCAAUCAGAAACUCUUAAAGGAUCUACUGACACACACAGGGAACAGCUCAGAGAGCAUCAGGAGAACCACACAGUACAUUAAAGAGAAGAUCAAAGAUGGACAUGGACUCUCCACUGAAAGAUCCAUCAAUCUGUUCCUCUGUCUGCUGGAAGUGAAAGAUCGAACUCUGUCCAGAGAGAUUCAGGAGUUUGUGAAAUCAGACAAAGACUCAGAGAGGAAACUCUCUUCUGCUCACUGCUCAACAAUCGCCUACAUGCUUCAGAUGUCAGAAGAGGUGCUGGAUGAGCUGGACCUCAAGAAAUACAACACAUCAGAUGAAGGUAGAAGAAGACUGAUACCAGCUGUGAUCAACUGCAUAAAAGCUAUUCUUGUUGGCUGUAACCUCACUGCUUUGUGCUGUGAGUGUUUGUCAUCAGUUCUACAAUCUUCAAAUUGUGUCUUGAGAGAGCUGGACCUGAGUAACAAUGACCUGCAGGAUUUAGGAGUGAAGCUGCUCUCUGGUGGACUGAAGAGUCCAAACUGUCAGAUGGAGAUACUGAGGUUGUCUGGCUGUAUGGUUACAGAAAAUGGCUGUGGUUAUUUGUCUUUGGCUCUGAGUUCAAACCCCUCGUACCUGAGAGAGCUGGAUCUGAGCUACAAUCACCCAGGGCAAUCAGGAGUCCAGCUGCUCAACAACAAACUCAAUGAUCCAAACUACAAACUGCAGAUACUCAAUUUUGACCAUGGAGGCCAUUUAAGAAUCACACCAGGACUAAGAAAAUAUGCCUGUGAUCUCACACUGGAUCCAAACACGGCACACACUCGUCUCGUUCUUUCUGAGGACAACAGGAAGGUGACGCGUGUGUUAGAGCAUCAGCUGUAUCCUGAUCAUCCAGAGAGAUUUGAGAACAAUGAGCAGGUUUUGUGUCAAGAGAGUCUGACUGGACGCUGUUACUGGGAGGUUGAAUGGAGUGGAUGGGGUCAUGUAGCAGUGACAUAUAAAGGAAUCAACAGAAAAGGAGGCAGUGACUCUUGGUUUGGAUACAGCAAGAAUUCCUGGAGUCUUUUCUGCACUGGUACUGGAUUUGUUGUCUGGGAUAGUAAUAAGAGCACAAACAUUCCUCCCCUUUCAUUCCACUCUGUAAGAGUAGGAGUGUAUCUGGAUUGGCUGGCCGGCACUCUGUCCUUCUACAGCAUCUCUGACACACACACACUCACACACUUACACACAUUCAACACCACAUUCACUGAACCCCUCUAUGCUGGAUUUAAGGUUUAUGAUGCCUCAGUGUCUCUGUGUCAGAUUUAACAACCUGCUGUGAGAAACAACUAAGACACUACAAAGUGUUUUGUUUCUUUUUGGUAAUCUAUAUGCUAGUGUACAUCUAAACACUGACCAAAUCUGUUUUAUACAAUAUAUACCUUUAAGAUAUGAUAUAUAUUAUACCUUUAUAAAAAAAAUAUUGGAAAUUAGAUCACAUUUAUUUUAAUGGAUAACUGUACAAAUUAUUGGCCACUGGGAUGUUAAGAUCACAGUAAAUUUUUUAUUGGAUGUUCACAGUAUCACCGUAAAUCCAGAUUGAGAGUAAAGUUUUUUUUAAAGGUUUAAAGGGGGGUGUGACCAGAAAACUUUGAGAACCACUGGUAUACACCAUAUACAGAAUUAUUAGGAAAGUUGAUUUUCUGAUCAUAUUUUUUUCAAAGCACAUUUUACCAAUUCCAAACCACAUCAAUCUUACAGAUUUUUUCUUUUAAAAUUAGAUAAUAUUAAUAAAUAAUAUUAAUAAUAAUAAUAAAGUCAAUUAAUUAAUAAUAAUAAUAAUAAUAAUAAAGUCAAAAAUUAUUAAAUGCCCAUGAGAAGGAUGCAUUACUAAUGCAAUACAAGAAAUUGCAAGAGUUAGUUCACCCAAAAAUGAAAACUUUCACUGCUUCAUGAAGCUUCAAAGCUUUACGAAUCUUUUGUUUCGAA